Messenger RNA from Symbiodinium pilosum, 321 nucleotides. NCBI's taxonomy places the organism in Eukaryota, Dinophyceae, Suessiales, Symbiodiniaceae. The record is from the annotation of a GenBank genome assembly.
AUGCGAAAGGGCGAGGUGGCAAAUUUCAAGGUCUCGCCUGAGUUCGCCCAUGGAGCAGAGGGAACAGAGAAGGUACCUCCCAAUUCUACAGUGAGCUACGAAAUUGAGCUGGUGGCCUGGAAGCCGCGUUUCGAUCUGUUUUCAGAUGGGGCGGUUAUCAAGACGGUGGUCCAAGAAGGAAUAGGCUGGAGAAUGCCGAGAAUGAAGGACGAAGUCUGCCUUUCUCUGAAGGUGGCUGGGCUCUAUAUGAGCUUUUGUCUAAACUCCUUAAAGGGGGGUUAUAUGGAGGAUUAUAUAGGGGUAUAUUAUAGGGGUUAUUAA